Cynara cardunculus var. scolymus (artichoke) is the source of this 920-nucleotide messenger RNA. Its product is annotated as GDSL esterase/lipase CPRD49-like. Lineage: Eukaryota; Viridiplantae; Streptophyta; Magnoliopsida; Asterales; Asteraceae. Bases 76 to 747 code for a protein of 223 amino acids. The transcript is spliced from 6 exons. The record is from RefSeq and is a predicted model, not a curated record.
GCUUGGAGAAGUGAUCCUUUUCACUAACGAAAGAGCGAACCAGUUGACCUUAGACGAUCGGUAGAGCUCGAGACAAUGGUUGGGCCAAGAAGGCCACACUUCGUUUUGUUCGGUUCCUCAAUCGUGGAAUACAGCUUUAAUCAGGAAGGUUGGGGUGCGAUUCUUGCCGACAUUUACGCUCGUAAGGCAGACAUUUUUUUGCGAGGAUAUGCUGGUUGGAACUCCAGGCAUGCAGUAGAAGUUCUGGAUCAAGUUUUUCCAAAGGACGAACCAGUACAACCAUCUCUAGUGAUUGUUUAUUUUGGAGGUAACGAUUCAGUCUCUCCUCAUCCACGUGGCCUAAGUAGUCAUGUACCUCUUUCUGAGUAUGUUGAGAACAUGAGGAAGAUAGCUAUCCAUUUGAAGAGCCUUUCAGAGAAGACGCGCAUAAUAUUUCUUACUACUCCGCCCGUGAAUGAGGCUCAAAUGCUAGAAAUUUUGGGUGUUGAGGAUCGAACAAAUGAACGGUGUCAAAAAUAUGCAGAUGCUUGUGUAAGAAUGUGCCAAGAGAUGGGGAUUAAGGCUAUUAAUCUGUGUGCCGCAUUUAAGCAACAACAUGACUGGUCAACAAGCUGCUUUACAGAUGGGAUACAUUUAUCAGCUGUUGGAAGCAAGAUAAUGGCAAAAGAGAUACUCAAAGUGAUCAAGGAAGCUCAUGACUGGAAGCCAAGUUUGCAUUGGGAGUCUUUGCCCACAGAGUUUGCAUAACAUUCAAUUCAAGGUACAUCAUUAUUAAAUAGGUUCAAUCAGCAACUCAAACAGGUAACUUGCUUGUAUGUUGCUGUUGGCUUAUGCUUUCUGUUAUAUCUGCUUCAUCUGGAUGCAUGUAUAAGAUUUUUUUAGUUUAUAACAUUGUUUUCUUCAACAUAUUUAUAUUUAAA